AUGUGGAUGAUGAUGUUUGGGAGCCACCCCUCCCCAGCAAGCGCCCCCCGCCGGUCAAGGCCCUGCCACCACUCCUCUUCAACCACCCCCACUGUAGCUCCUGGCACCACUCCUCUUCAACCACCCACUGUAGCUCCUGGCACCACUCCUCUUCAACCACCCCCACUCCAGGCCUGGCACCACUCCUCUUCAACCACCCCACUGCAGGCCCUGCCACCACUCCUCUUCAACCACCCCCCACUGCAGGCCCUGGCACCACUCCUCUUCAACCACCCCACUGCAGGACCUGGCCACCACUCCUCUUCAACCAUCCCCACUGCAGGACCUGGCCACCACUCCUCUUCAACCACCCCACUGCAGGACCUGGGCACCACUCCUCUUCAACCACCCCACUGUAGCUCCUGGCACCACUCCUCUUCAACCACCCCCACUGCAGGCCUGGCACCACUCCUCUUCAACCACCCCCACUGCAGGCCUGCCACCACUCCUCUUCAACCACCCCCCACUGCAGGCCCUGGCACCACUCCUCUUCAACCACCCCCACUGCAGGCCCUGGGCACCACUCCUCUUCAACCACCCCCACUGCAGGACCUGGGCACCACUCCUCUUCAACCACCCCCACUGACCUGGGCACCACUCCUCUUCAACCACCCCCCACUGCAGGACCUGGCCACCACUCCUCUUCAACCACCCCCACUGCAGGACCUGGGCACCACUCCUCUUCAACCACCCCACUGCAGGACCUGGGCACCACUCCUCUUCAACCACCCCCACUGCAGGCCCUGGCACCACUCCUCUUCAACCACCCCACUGCAGGACCUGGGCACCACUCCUCUUCAACCACCCCCACUGCAGGCCUGGCACCACUCCUCUUCAACCACCCACACUGCAGGCCCUGGCACCACUCCUCUUCAACCACCCCACUGCAGGACCUGGGCACCACUCCUCUUCAACCACUCACACUGCAGGCCCUGCCACCACUCCUCUUCAACCACCCCACUGCAGGCCCUGGCACCACUCCUCUUCAACCACCCCCACUGCAGGACCUGGGCACCACUCCUCUUCAACCACCCCACUGCAGGCCCUGGCACCACUCCUCUUCAACCACCCACACUGCAGGACCUGGGCACCACUCCUCUUCAACCACCCCACUGCAGGCCUGGCACCACUCCUCUUCAACCACCCCACUGCAGGCCCUGGCACCACUCCUCUUCAACCACCCCACUGCAGGACCUGGGCACCACUCCUCUUCAACCACUCACACUGCAGGCCCUGCCACCACUCAUCUUCAACCACCCCACUGCAGGACCUGGGCACCACUCCUCUUCAACCACCCCCACUGCAGGACCUGGGCACCACUCCUCUUCAACCACCCCACUGCAGGCCCUGGCACCACUCCUCUUCAACCACCCACACUGCAGGCCUGGCACCACUCCUCUUCAACCACCCCACUGCAGGACCUGGGCACCACUCCUCUUCAACCACCCCACUGCAGGACCUGGGCACCACUCCUCUUCAACCACCCCCACUGCAGGCCUGGCACCACUCCUCUUCAACCACCCCACUGCAGGCCCUGGCACCACUCCUCUUCAACCACCCACAUUGCAGGCCUGGCACCACUCCUCUUCAACCACCCCACUGCAGGCCCUGGCACCACUCCUCUUCAAUCACCCCCAUUGCAGGCCUGGCACCACUCCUCUUCAACCACCCCCAUUGCAGGCCCUGGCACCACUCCUCUUCAACCACCCCCACUGCAGGCCCUGGCACCACUCCUCUUCAACCACCCCCAAUGCAGGCCUUGACCCCACUCCUCUUCAACCACCCCCACUGCAGGCCCUGGCACCACUCCCCUCUCUGCCAGUUCAUCUGAAGGUGCAGUGCCAGGGAGGAGAUCUAGGCCUCAACAGAGAAGAGUGA
Salmo salar (Atlantic salmon) is the source of this 1917-nucleotide messenger RNA. The record is from RefSeq and is a predicted model, not a curated record. NCBI's taxonomy places the organism in Eukaryota, Metazoa, Chordata, Actinopteri, Salmoniformes, Salmonidae.